GACCUAGUAUGGCGUUCGGCGGUUAUGAAUCAUCGCUCUUGCUGUAUUAAAGACAACAUUCUGGGGUUGGUGAAGAGUUGUCGAAAUAGACUGUUCGGGUUUUCUGCUGUUUGUGACUUGUAUGUUAAUGUGACAUACACGUCAGAGGUUCAUAAUGGAAGAACCCAAAGUCAGUUAUAAAUAUCUGAAGUCGUUUUAUCUAGAAAGACUAGUUUUAAACCAACACAACACAAAAGUAGUCCCAACAUACAGUGAGCACUCAAAGAUGUUAAAAAAAGUCAAAGAAGAUUAUGAACAAAAUGUUGAAAUAUAUCUUGCAUGUAUUCAACCGGAAUCCAAGUUUAAAUGGUUAAAGCUUCAUACUUCAGUUGGUGGUAAAAUCAUCCAAGACGACUGUGAACCUCAUAAAAUGGCUGUUGCCUUUGAAUGCUUUGAAAAGUAUGCGCAUAAUCUAUUAGUGUCACCAUGGAAACCAAUCUACAGACAGAUUCAGGAAAAUACAGGAUUUUUUAGAAGUAAAAUCAGCCAAUAUUUGGAUGAUACCAACAGAAUUUUUGAGAGAAUGGGUUAUAAGCGAAGCAAACAGGGUGUAUGGAAGCUGAAAAACAUAGCUGAUCGCGAUACCUUGCUGGAAAUAGCAGUGGACAUGUCUAUUGCUUCCAAGGAGUGUAUUUUCAUUGGUCGAAUAUACGAUGUGGCAAAAUCAUUUAACUUUUCACUGAAACAGGUGUAUGUGGCUCGCAGUACCUACUUGGGCUCACCUGAUGAGUGUGUAGCACAAAUGGUUGAUCGCAUGGUUCCUGAAACGUCCAGUAUGGUAACAAACAUUGAAUGGGAGGCUUGUAAAGCAUAUGAUGAUGAGAGUUGUCUUCAUGUGGAAAACACAUGUGAUUAUGAAGAUUUAUACAGUCCUGGUUACAAUACAGUGGUCAGUCCCAUCUCUGACAUUCCUUGCAAUCCCCUAGAUGAGCACAUUGAAGCUAGUUUCCUUGCUGUGAAUAAAGUACCCAUCCCUCCUGUAAGAACAAAGAAUUCUUCACUUGCAGUCAUAAAGAAUGCUCCCGUGGAGAAGCUACAUAUGCUGCAAGCCACUAAAAGAAUCCCUGCAACCCAACAGUAUAGUACUGCUUUACCAGAUGAGGUACAGUCAGACAUGCCUAUGGGAAAGUAUUUAGAUUAUUCAGAAAAGUAUAAUUUGAGGAAGACAUCAAGUAGUGAUGCUAAUGCUAAGAAAGUUUCCGCAGAGGGGAGAAGAACUGAAGCUGUUGUUACUAGGAGCUCUAUGUGGAUCUGCAUUCACUGUACCACAAGUAAUACGAAAAAUGAUCAUGUCUGUAAAGAAUGUGCCAAAAAUGACGAGGAAGACAGUUGUCCAGUUUGUUCUGUAGACGUCAGUAACAAUCCGAUGUUACCAAGCCGACAUCGUAAGGGAGACAUGUUACCAUGCCACCGUAACAGCGCCGAUGUUACCAUGCAGACAACGUAA
Molecule: messenger RNA, 1486 nt
Organism: Saccoglossus kowalevskii
Lineage: Eukaryota; Metazoa; Hemichordata; Enteropneusta; Harrimaniidae
Source: RefSeq, a predicted model, not a curated record